AUGGGAAAACGCAGUCACGAGUCCGGCGACCAAAAGCCGUCCAAGAAGUCAAAGUCCGACAAGCCCAAGUCUGACAAGUCCGAGAAAGCCUCCAAGCCCAAGAAGACCGAGGACGAGAAGACGGCAUCCUACACUGAAGCUGAUGCUCUCAGCCAGCUGCCUCAAUCCGAGAUUGACGCUUUCUUGACUGAGCAUGUGAUCAAAGUCACUGAUCCCUCGCCCGAUGCACCCAGCUUCCGCCCACUCCUUUCCUUCGAUCAUCUGCCCGAAUGCGAUGCUGCCGUGCUCGCUCACCUAAAGGCUUUCCCCAAGCCGACACCCAUUCAAUCAUCUACUUGGCCUCUGCUGUUUUCUGGUCGCGAUGUGAUUGGUAUCGCAGAGACUGGAAGUGGAAAGACCCUGGGCUUCGGUCUGCCCUGCCUCAAGAAGCUGCUGGACUCUAAGCCAAGCAAGAACCCUUGCCAACCUAGAGCCGUCAUCAUCUCCCCAACUCGUGAGCUUGCCAUGCAGAUCUAUGACCAGCUCGUCAAGUUCGGCAAGAACGAGAAGACCCAAGUCACCUGUAUCUACGGAGGUGUUGGAAAGGACGAACAGCGCCACGCUCUGAAGAAGGCUGCCAUUGUGGUCGCUACUCCCGGUCGUCUGAAGGAUCUCAUGAACGAUGGUUCCAUUGAUCUCGGCAAAGUCAACUACCUUGUUCUGGAUGAGGCGGAUCGUAUGCUUGACAAGGGAUUCGAGCAGGAUAUCAAGGACAUUGUCAAGCCCAUGCCUUCCUCCCGCAGACAGACAGUCAUGUUCACUGCUACAUGGCCCCGCUCUGUUCGUGAUCUCGCGGCAACUUUCAUGAAGACCCCCGUUACUGUCACCAUCGGUGGAGACCCCUCUGCGGAUCCCCGCGCUAACCUCAGAAUCAAGCAAGAAGUCCAAGUUGUUGACCCCAGAGAGAAGGAGGGCAAGCUCAUCCAGCUCCUCGGCAAGUCCCAGCGUGGUCAAAAUCCGGAGAAGGUUCUGGUUUUCUGCCUGUACAAGAAGGAAGCCGUCAGAAUCGAGAACCUUAUCCGACACAAGGGCUUCAAGGUUGCUGGUAUCCACGGUGAUCUGGGCCAGGCAGAGCGUUUCCGUAACCUUGAUGCUUUCAAGAAGGGUAAUGCGACUGUCCUUGUCGCUACCGAUGUUGCGGCACGUGGUCUUGAUAUCCCCAACGUGAUGUUGGUCAUCAACGUUACCUUCCCUCUCACUGUUGAGGACUACGUGCACCGCAUUGGCAGAACUGGACGUGCUGGCGCGAAUGGUCAUGCCAUUACCUUCUUCACCGAAACUGACAAGGGACUCUCAGGAGGAUUGAUCAAUGUUCUGAAGGCUGCUAAGCAGGACGUGCCAGAGUCUUUGAUGAAGUUCGGCACCACUGUUAAGAAGAAGCAGCACGACACCUACGGUGCCUUCUUCAAGGACGUUGACAUGAACGCCAAGUCCACCAAGAUCACGUUCGACGAUUAA
Molecule: messenger RNA, 1497 nt
Organism: Penicillium olsonii
Lineage: Eukaryota; Fungi; Ascomycota; Eurotiomycetes; Eurotiales; Aspergillaceae
Source: the annotation of a GenBank genome assembly